AUGAUAGAGGUUGUUUACAAUGACUGUCUGGGGAAGAAGGUCCGAGUUAAAUGCAACACCAAUGAUGACACCAUUGGGGACCUUAAGAAGCUGAUUGCAGCCCAAACUGGCAUCCAUUGGAACAAGAUUGAACUUAAGAAGUGCUACAUGAUUUUUAAGGACCACAUGUCUCUAUGGGACUAUGAAAUCCAUGAUGGGAUGAACUUGGAACUUUAUUACCAAUACAGCAGAAUUCCUUCUACCACACUAUCCUCCUUUCCUCCCAUGCCACCCACACUGGAGAACUUGGGCAAGAGUGUGGAUGACUUUUAA
Messenger RNA from Otolemur garnettii (small-eared galago), 312 nucleotides. Its product is annotated as ubiquitin-like protein 5. Lineage: Eukaryota; Metazoa; Chordata; Mammalia; Primates; Galagidae. Gene Ontology annotation, cellular component: cytoplasm; nucleus. Gene Ontology annotation, biological process: mRNA splicing, via spliceosome; protein modification process. The transcript has 2 exons. Gene Ontology annotation, molecular function: protein tag activity. The record is from RefSeq and is a predicted model, not a curated record. Bases 1 to 312 code for a protein of 103 amino acids.